Molecule: messenger RNA, 2443 nt
Organism: Carassius gibelio (silver crucian carp)
Lineage: Eukaryota; Metazoa; Chordata; Actinopteri; Cypriniformes; Cyprinidae
Product: CD276 antigen
Exons: 4
Coding region: 842-1738 (298 amino acids)
Biological process (GO): cellular response to lipopolysaccharide; cell surface receptor signaling pathway; T cell costimulation
Cellular component (GO): external side of plasma membrane
Source: RefSeq, a predicted model, not a curated record
GACCCUGUUAUGUAACUUUGUUUUUAAGCAAUUUCAUUGUUUUAUUAACCAGUAACAUGGCAACACAUUCACAAGUUAAUUAAUUCUGUUCUGUCCUUCGUGAACUUCAUGAUAUCAAGAGAUUUGUGUUAGGUUUAGAUUUAGGGUGGUUAGGAUUAGAGUUUAAUGAAUAUCACUUCUGCACAAAAUCUCUGCGUGUAUAAGUUAAUACAAAAAACUGUGUGUGUUUGUGUGUGUGUGUGUGAGAGAGAGAGAGAGAGAGAGUUAAGGAAAUUAUGUUCAUCCAAAAAAAAAUAUUUGGAGAGAUAAGAGUUAACAACAUAAACAUUAACUACUUUAUUAAAAAGAAAGAAAGAACAAUAGUUUUUGUUUACUAUCUUCAGCUCUACAACGCCCCUUGGCACAAUCUUCUGGACGUUGCUGUUACAUUCAAGAAUGUUCUGCAAUUGUCUGCCACGUGUCGUCUUUUUUUCUUCUUUUAUUUUAAAGACCAAACUUAGCGUUAGUCUGUGCUCCAAAGCAUUCGAGAUUUACAAUCUUUCCAGCGAGUGUGCUUGAGUUGAGAAACACUGCAGUGAAUGGGUUUUAAGAAGAUUGUUUGUUGCUCCGUAACACUCGUUGCUUGCCUACGAAGUUUCCCGGAAACUACGUCAGAGGUCGAUACAUAUAAUGGCGUUGAGGACUGACAUCUCAAAGUUCAUCGAAUGUGACCUGGACAGGAUUUCUGUUGUUAAUCUCGGAGGGCUUCCCCGACAUAUGACAGAGGACUUCAUCAAGUUUGAUCUGGUGAUUCAGGGAUUUACAGAAGAUUUAUCUGUUACCAACGGCCGUGGACCGUGAUAUGAACCUGAAAGUGUUGUGCCUGGCUCUCAUUCUUUCUGAAGCCACCUGUCGCACUGGGUUUGAGAUUACUGUUCCCAGAGACAAAGUCACUGGAUUUUACAGUGAGGAUCUGAUCCUCCCCUGCACGUUUCCUGUGGACAGUUCAUGGGAUCUGAGAAGCACUGUUAUUACCUGGCAGCGUGGACUGGAUGUUAUUCACAGUUUCUACUACAACCAGGACCAGCUCGAGCGUCAGAAUCAACAUUAUGUCAAUCGCACCAGUCUGUUCAGUCAGGAGAUAGCACAGGGAAACGCAUCACUCAAACUGGAAAAAGUCACUCUUCAUGAUGCUGGUGUUUACACUUGCUCCGUCAGCACAAACACUGGCAGCCAGAAGAAGAGCUUUGGAGUGAAAAUUGCAGCGUUCUACUCUGAACCUCGUCUGCAGUUCUCUCUGUUAACUGAUGGAGUGAAUCUGCUAGUGACUUCAGAUGGGGGUUACCCUUCUCCUACACUGCAGUGGCUGAUGGAGAACUCCGACAUCACUAACCAGACACAAACGCACCUCAUGCAGGACACUCACACCGGACUUUAUGUUGUGUCUAGUUUGAUAAACCUCACUGAAGUCACAAACUCCUCUCUGACGUUCAUACUGCACAACAAACCCCUGGGACAGGACAUCAGGAGAGAGAUCCAGCUCUAUUCAGAUAAGAGUGAGAAGCAAGAAGAGUCAGCAAACAGAUACCAUGGGCUCUUCAUAUUGAUCUCUGUUAUUCUGCUGCUGCUGCUGAUCGUGAUGAGUGCAUUGUUUGUGUUCAUUACAAGAAGGAAAGAACAGAUCAGACUAAAUGACUUUAUAGAAGUGGAACAAGCUUCUGAAAUUCAAGUUCCUAAUGGAAAAACAACGUGUCUAUAAAGGUUAUGUUACAAAACCACUUUAAGUUAAAUAUUAUGAAACUUACGGAAGAUGUUCUCUGAUUUGCAAUACAGACAUAGCAUAUUUUUUAUAUUGAAUGAAAUAUAUUUAUAAUGUACUGUACACAUUAUUUUCUAACCUUGGCAGCUUUUAACAAAUAAUAUAGUUAAUUAGUGUUACAUGACACGGAUCCCUUACAUUGUGUAACAUUUCAGUUCAACAUUCAUCAUUGGUGUCUUAACAGACCCUAAAUAAAUUCUAAAUAGAAUUUGUCACUCAUGAUAUAUGAUCUAUGAAGCAUUGUUCUUUUUCUACAUUGCAAAAUUAAGAUUGCGAUCACUUCCAUUAGUGUUCCAUUUAAUAUUCAUGAUUGUGUUCUGUGCAAUUGGAAAACCUUUUUUUUUCACCUGCUGGCAGGAUGACAUUGCAGUGCAUUAACAGCAUGUUUGCAACACUAUUUAUUGAAUAUUAUAGUGUUUUGUUUUCAAUUGAAUAUCAGUUGGUUUUUAAAUUCAUUAAACUUUUAUUUUUUACUAUUGUAAACUACAUUGUAUUGAGAUUUUAAUUAGUAUUUAUUAUGUAAACUCACUAGUGAUAUUAGUGAUGGUAAUAUUUCAAAUGUUCUGUUCUGAAUAAUCAUACUUGGACCUGUUAUAGGUUUGUCUUAUUACACUGCAGAAAAAAGAAAUAAAAAUUUGUAAAGUA